AUGGGCAACUCCUGUGUUACCGGCGCCAGCAGCAGCUCAAACCACGGGCAGAGUCUGAAAUCCAAGGAGGCAAGACUUAUUGACAACUCAUGUGUUACUGGUUCAAGCCAGUCAAACCAGGCGCGUUGCCAGGAGUCCAACGGGUCAGAGAUUACCUUCAAAUGGAGGAUCGAUGGUUUCUCAUCGCUUCUUGAUAAGGGUAAAUCAUGGACGAACUCCAGUGUGUUUGAGAUCAGGGGUCAUAACUGGCACCUGAUGCUGAACCCAAGGGACAGAAAGAGUGGCGACGAAAAUGAAUAUGUAUCUCUUAUGCUUGUGCUGUUUCAAGUAUCUGAGAGAUCCCAUACAGUCGUGGAGGCAACUUUCAAGUUCUUGAUAUAUGACCAGUCACAUGGAAAGCACCACGAACAGCAUCAAGUGAGCCACAAUUUUCAGGCUACAAGCAGAAUCUCUGGGAGCCCAUGCAUGAUCCCCCUCACGAAGCUUAAGGAGCAAUCCUCUGGAUUCCUUGUCAAAGACAGCUGUGUUUUCGGUAUCCAGUUCAUUAAAGUUGUCGCUGUUAAAGAACCCGAGCACCUCCCCAGAGUUUGA
This is a messenger RNA of Triticum turgidum subsp. durum (durum wheat), 591 nucleotides long. The record is from the annotation of a GenBank genome assembly. Lineage: Eukaryota; Viridiplantae; Streptophyta; Magnoliopsida; Poales; Poaceae.